AUGGGUUCACGGAAACGAGGCGUAUGGGAAAGAAUUCCUAAUGUUAACUAUGAGAGGGAACAUGAGACGUUUAUGACUACCAUGAACGCUGUGGCUGAGGUAGUGCGUGAGGCUGCAGUAGCAGCGGCUAGGGCUGUUAAACCGCCUAAGUUUAAAGGUACACUUGUUGCGACUGAUGCUGACAACUGGUUUCGAGCUAUCGAACGAUCACUGCGAGCGCAGCAUGGGAUACAGCGACUGUUGCAACAAGAUAAAGGCGAUAUUCCUUGGAAUACUUUUAAGGAUGAAUUUUAUAAGAAGUAUUUUCCGAGGACAGCUCGUGACGCUAAGGAAAUGGAACUUAUGCAGCUGAAACAGGGUAACACAACUGUUGCAGAAUAUGCCCGUAAGUUUGAUGACUUGUGCCGUUUCUCCAAGAUCUGCCAAGGAAAUCCUGCUGAUUUUGAAGAAUGGAACUGUUUGAAGUUCGAAGGGGGCCUUCUGAGGAUCUGA
This is a messenger RNA of Arachis ipaensis, 492 nucleotides long. NCBI's taxonomy places the organism in Eukaryota, Viridiplantae, Streptophyta, Magnoliopsida, Fabales, Fabaceae. The record is from RefSeq and is a predicted model, not a curated record.